UUGAUUGGCGCUGAAGUGCUUAGAAAAUGGGUAUUUAUACUAGGUGAGCGCGUUAGUUCGUGUUCUAACGUGAGACCUCGAACAUCGCAAUGAACCAGAGUAGCUGCGGAGAGAUCGUUUCGAUACCCACUGCAGAGUGGACGAUUUUACGUGAUGUCUACCGCAAAGACUGGCCGAAGAAUGCGUACAGCUACUAUGCGCUAGAAAACUAUAUACAGUGGUCACGCAAAGACCCCGAAAUGUGCGAGCGGGAAGUACGUGUUUGGAGUGUUGACAAUAAUUGGCGGGAACAUGGCAUUUAUAUUUUAGAGGACAAAAUGAAUCUCAGUCAUAUAAUACGCGGAGAUAUCAGUUCCAACGAGCAUGCGGCACUUUUUCAGCUGGCUUUAAGUUGUACCAAUUGGAUAACGUCUUCCGAGUUUCUAUUUCGUGAGAAAACUUGCGCAGCUGUGUUGCGGCAUCUCGAGAAUAUUGGCUAUAAAAUUAAUCUGAACACAUGCUAUCCAGCCAAAUUCUACUUUCUGAACAAAGACGAUUGCCGCAAAUUGGAAUUUAGACCACGCACUGAUUUUGUCAUCAAACCACUCACACUGAAUGACGUUAAGGAAGUUGAUGACUACUGGCCGUAUAAGUCGGACGGUUCCCCAUACAUUAUUAGUAGACUUAUAAAGUACAAUCUCACCUUGGGCGCCUAUCAUCCCGAAAGCGGUGAACUGUGCGCUUGGGUGGUACACAGCGAACUGGGUACCUUGGCACUAUUAUACGUGAAAAACAAUUAUAGGCGACGCGGUCUGGCCGAGGAUUUGGUGAUUCGAAUGUGUCGCGCGUUGGCCGAGCAAGAUUGUGACGCGAGCGCGCAUAUCUUGGAUACGAAUAUACCAUCGACUACGUUGUUUACAAAGUUAGGUUUCCAGCCUCUUGAAUACAAUUAUUGGUUCAUAAAAUCCGACCAUGAAAUUGACUCAAAUGCUGGCACCGAACCUGUGGUGGGAUUAUGUGGUCACACUAUGAAGAAUGGCAGACUAUCAUCAACGUCAUCGUCACCACCACCGCCAGCCAAUAUGCCAGCCAACAUGACUGCCGACAGCGACGCUGCCGUGUCCUCGCAGUCGCCGGGCAAUUCGCAACUCACUGCCAUCAGCAAAAUCAGCGAACUGCAUCAAUUGCGUGAUUUAUACCGUCGUGAUUGGCCUGCUCACUGUGUGGGCUACUAUUGUCUGAGCAAUUUCAUUGACUGGGUGGAGAAGCGUCAGCAACUCAGCUCAGCGGCGGAUAUGAAAAAUCUACAGAUUUUCACACUGGACAACGAUUGGCAGAGCGAUGGACUCUUUUUGGUUGUGGACCGUUACCAACUAUUUGUGAACUCACUGCUGGCCAGCGAGGAUAGCGGGCGCUUGACCACAGCUAUAGGGCUGCUCAACUGGACUUGGCCUGGUUUUAAAGUGAGCUCCUUCCGGGAGCGCCAUCGCGCGUCAGUGCUCAGUGUGGUGCGUGAGAAACAAUUAAGCACAGAGUACGACAGUCUCACCGUUAUGUACUACAAGCCACGGGAGGAAGUGCUGCAGUUGUCCAUAAGCUGCCCCGCUGGCUAUGUGCUGCGUCCCUUAAACGCCGCAGCGGAUGCUGACUUAAUCGACACACUCUGGCCAAAUCAUCAUCAGGGCUCACGCUUCCUGAUUAGGCGGCUAAUCGAAUGGAAUGCGAAUAUGGGUGUUUAUACCGCAAACAGCGGCGAGCUGGUGGCCUGGUGCUUGCGCCUUCAGGGUGGCUUUCUAGGCGCCUUGCAAGUGAAGGAAAAUCACAAACGUCGCGGUUUAGGCAGCUUGGUGGCGGCAGCCACAGCGCGUCGCAUCGCUGAGCAGGGCGACGAUGUAAUGGCGCUGGUGAACAAGGAUAAUCGUGCCUCACGCGGCAUGUUCGACAAGAUUGGGUUCAAGGUGGUCGAUAACUGCUUUUGGCUGCGCACGUUUCCCACAAGCGAUGUUGAACGCAUGUGGCCAGAUGGCGAGUAGGGAGCCCUUUUUAACUACUUUUUAUAAAUUUAUAAGUAAAGA
Messenger RNA from Zeugodacus cucurbitae (melon fly), 2054 nucleotides. RefSeq lists its product as uncharacterized. The transcript has 8 exons. The coding region runs from base 90 to 2012 and encodes 640 amino acids. The record is from RefSeq and is a predicted model, not a curated record. Gene Ontology annotation, molecular function: acyltransferase activity, transferring groups other than amino-acyl groups. Lineage: Eukaryota; Metazoa; Arthropoda; Insecta; Diptera; Tephritidae.